AUCACGAGCAACGAGAUGGUCUUGGUAUGACAGUGACCAGAAGUGACUGUGGAGGUUGACAUGCAAAUAAUGUGUAUAUAGUUAUGGCUUUGGUAGCUCAUUUGCUUCAUCAGGGCAGUGACCAUGGGGGAUUUCAAGCAUUUGGUGGUAGCCAAGUUCAAGGAAGGAGUGGCGGUGGAAGAGAUUGUGAAGGGGAUGGAGAAGUUGGUUGCAGACAUUGAUGCUGUCAAGUCCUUUGAAUGGGGACAGGACCUUGAAAGCCAGGAGAUGCUUAGACAAGGCUUCACCCAUGCCUUCUUGAUGACAUUCAAUAACCAGGGGGACUUCACUGCAUUUCUGAGCCAUCCCAAUCAUGUUGAGUUUUCUACUACCUUUUCAGCAGCCAUUGAGAAGAUUGUUCUGCUUGAUUUCCCAGCAGUUCCUGUCAAGGCACCAAAAUGAUCAAGAUUUUUAAACAAUAAGAAGCUACCUCAGAUCGUAGUAACUGUAAUGUGUGCUUGUGUGUGCAUCUUCUAUGUGUUUGCCUGCAUUAUUUUCUUAUGAAGGCAAUUGGACAAGUUUCUACGGAAAUAUUGUCGUACUCUUAUCUUUUAUGUUUUUUGCAACCAUCAACAAAUCAGUCAUUCUUCUA
Vitis vinifera (wine grape) is the source of this 631-nucleotide messenger RNA. RefSeq lists its product as uncharacterized. NCBI's taxonomy places the organism in Eukaryota, Viridiplantae, Streptophyta, Magnoliopsida, Vitales, Vitaceae. The record is from RefSeq and is a predicted model, not a curated record. The transcript is spliced from 2 exons. The coding region runs from base 124 to 441 and encodes 105 amino acids.